AUGUUAACAUCAGAUGUUAAAGAUGUUAACCAUCAGAUGUGGAGAGCACAAAAAAAAGGAAACUUAUUAGUAUCAUUUUGUUUCUCAGGUAUUUCCACUCAUACAGAAGUGUCUCCUGUAACAACCCAUUCAAAGACAUCUGGAUCAUUCACUCUCAACGUUGCAGCUGACUCAGACUUACCCAAAGGAAAUGCCCAGCUCUCUUGCCUGCCUACCGGCAUCCGCGCCAUCAUCGACAGAGGCUACCUCCGAAAGCUGGGAUACUCCUCGUGGAAUGUCCAUUUGAAUGACGCAUCGUGUAGGCCCAAGGUUACAAAGAACUACGUGGUUUUCAACAUACCCUAUGGUCACUGUGGCACUGUAAAACAGGAAAGAAAAGGCUUGACCAGCUAUUCCAACUCCAUCAAAAACAGGAUCCAACCCAGUCAGAUGAUCUUAAGGCAAAAGGUUCCACAACUGCACCUCACUUGCCACGUGGACCAGACAUCUGUGAUGGAAGCAGCAUUACAGGUCGACGGUCGGGGGAGAAACCAGCAGAUUGGGCCCACAGACUAUGACGUGUCCAUCUCCUUCUUUGAAUCGCCAGCUUUCUGGGGUCCCGGGAGCCAGACCCACUACUAUGCUGGCCGAAGGAAAGAUGUUUUCCUCCAAGCCACCCUCCACACUCCUGAUCCAAACCUGGUCAUAUCUGUGGACACGUGUCUCGUCUCUCCAGAUGCCACGGAUUUUACAACUGUGAAAUAUUACUUAAUCCAGGAAGGGUGCAUCAAGGACCAUACCUAUACUAAUUUCAACUCCCGUCUCAAGAACAUUGCACUGUUCAAAUUCAACACCUUCAACUUCCUCAACAACUAUGAUGUGGUUUAUCUGCAGUGCAAGAUUGUGGUGUGUCGGGCUGGAGAUUACUUUUCACGCUGCUACAAGGGCUGUGUAGGUCACAGAAAAGAAGAGACAAGCUCUAAGAAAGAGAAGGAUUUCAAAAUUGUGGGGCCGGUAAAGAUUCAGAAAGGCGUCCUUAAGGGUACGGAUCGAGAGUGACCCUCCAUCCUAUUGGUUUCUCUCCUCUACUCAUAUAUAUCAGCUUUAAAUCAAAAGCGGAAGGUUUUUCACCUCUGAAAAUGAAUUCUGUAUAUUGGUUUCAUUUAAGGAAAUGGAUUAGAAUGAUGGUAUUUGGUAAUUGCUUACUAUGUAUCAAGCAUUGUCCUAAGCGCAGAGAAUAAAGAAAGCGGUGAAGAUUCUUUCCUUGAGAUAAUUGCAAAACUAAUGUCCUUGUUAUAGUCUUAAAAUUCCAAAUCCUUCACUAGUUAAUCCACUAAUUUAUCCACAGUCCAGAAAUUCUACAUUUAACCUACCCUUAACCUCACCUAUUUAAUUCAGAAUGUGUGAAACUCAGGCACAGAAAUUGAUCUUUUGCCUCAUUUUGAAGAGAUUCUCCAAGAAAGUGCCACUGUGAUGCAGUUCUAGUUAACAAAUUAUUAAGUAAAUUCUGUCCAAUGACAUUCCUGAUUCACACAAUCACCUGCCAUUAUGCUUGGAGCAUAUUAUUGUCGUUAGCCCUUUACUAGGGGGAGCAAUUAUUUUCAGCUCAGGGAACGCCUCUGACUGAUUCUUCUGAAGGGAACAGUAUGAAAUGGACCGGAGUCCCAAAGUCUCAACGCCCUACGUACUAAGAUCCCAUCUGCACAUCAGCUCAUUCCUCCCCAAGAUCCCUGUUAGCAUUCCAGGAACCUAAAAAGAAAUUACCAUGUUUUAACAGCUCUUUCUUAGGAAAGAAUUCAGUUCGGUAAAGAAAUUCACUGCGUGUGAGAGAACAUAUCCCUAUCCCAGCUUUUUACUGAUUCAAGGGAUUAAAGUCAGAUGAAAGGCGAAUUCCCAAUUUUACGUUUCCCUGAAAUCAGGUAGCAAACAAUAUUUUUGCAUUUCAAGCAAAUCGCUAUCUACCUAGUCCCAUCCGUGUUUUCCGGUGAGCUCCAUGGAAAGGGUGGAGGGUUGUUUCUUUUAGACUCCUUUUCCUCUUCCACUUUUUCAGAGGGCGUGAAUGAGCUGUAGCCACCACCAGCUGAGUGGUGCUCUACCCCCAGAGUCCUUCUAAGCAGUGCGUAAAACUCAAACGGAAAAAAAAAGGAGAAAGGCUAAAUAAAGGCACGUUGACAAGGAAUAUUUCUGUUUGUUAUAUUAUACUCUCCCAAACUUGGUAUAAUGCUUUGCACACAGUAAGCACUUAAUAAAUUCGAGUGAAUGAAUGAAUGAUUUCACAAUUUGCAGUUUCCCUUGAGGGAUGCCAAAGCUAAUUAACUAAUGGGAUAGUUAAGUGUAAAUGCAAUAUGCAAAUGAGAAGCACAAAUACUUGUGAACAAACGAGCCUAUUUGUUUACAUGCAUCUCUGAUCUUAGUUCCUACAAUUUUUCUUCAAUUGUUUGGGGU
Messenger RNA from Ornithorhynchus anatinus (platypus), 2424 nucleotides. Its product is annotated as deleted in malignant brain tumors 1 protein-like. Lineage: Eukaryota; Metazoa; Chordata; Mammalia; Monotremata; Ornithorhynchidae. The transcript has 7 exons. Gene Ontology annotation, cellular component: cell surface. The record is from RefSeq and is a predicted model, not a curated record. Bases 1 to 1038 code for a protein of 345 amino acids.